AUGGCAGCUCGUGAGUAUUCCUGUUUUUUUUGUUUCCCGCUCUGUAAAAUGUUCAUUAAUUAGAGGAGAAAGUAUUUCUAAGAACUUAAUUUUUAUUUUGGUUACGAAGAAAUUAUGCAUUGAAUAAGUUGUUUCCGGUUGUUUUGUACAUGUGAAACCAUGCAGGUAUCCAGUUUGAAAAUUCUUGUGAAGUGGGUGUUUUUUCUAAGUUAACAAAUGCAUACUGUUUGGUUGCGAUCGGAGGGUCAGAAAAUUUCUACAGGUUUGUCACUGCAUGCUCCCGCUCCUUCUUACUCUCCUGUCCCUCUCACCGUACUCAUGCAUUUUGAGUCUCUCGCAGUGCAUUUGAAUCCGAGUUAGCGGAUGUUAUCCCGGUGGUGAAGACCUCCAUUGGAGGCACUAGAAUUAUUGGUCGUCUAUGUGCUGGUUAGUAACGUUGGAAGAGUCUUCUGAUAGGAAACGUGAUAUGCAAUCUAGACUAACUCCUCUUGUUCUUGUUGUUCUUAUCAAUCUUUUGUAUCACAGGGAACAAGAAUGGGCUGCUCUUGCCACACACCACCACAGACCAAGGUAAAGCUUCUAUUUAUAGGCAACUUGCUAUUUUAAGUAAAAAAACGCUUGCCUUUCUAGUUGGAUGUGUGAUCGUUCCGUUGUCAUGAUAUUAUGAAAAGGUUUAGAGGAGAGGAUAUAUUGCAGGAGGAUAAGAUAAGGGGAAUUUUUUGGGUCAGCGCGCAAUUCCUACGAGGAAAUGGCAACUGACAUUGAGGAUGAUGGGUUUCAGUAAAAAUGGGUUCUCGGUCUUGGAUAGACAGGAAGUCAGAAGGAUGAACAGCAUGUGAAUCAUGGUCAACGAUAAAAAGGCAGAUUUUAACAAGGGGACAAGAUGCUUUUCAGUCACCAUGGAAAUUAUUCUAGAGAUGUAGAUAUGUUUUUUUAGGAUGAACUCACCUUUUUGUUAGAAUGGUAGACAGAGGGAUGCUUCCUUUCCCCCUGGCAAACGAAGUCCGCCAAUUCAAUCUCAGCUAGAUAGGGAAUCAAUGGCAGCAAAGAACCUAAAAUUUUCAUGGGCUGCAGUUCCUCCAAAAGCUCCUAAUUUUCUGGAAGGAAAACUAGUAUGUAUAGAUGGGGUCGUAUUUUCUUCUUGGGAAGGAAUUACGCUGAAAAUGAGAUCAAUGAUGCCUAAAGUUAGAGUCGGUUGUCGUGAAGAUUUCCAAAGAUGAAUAUAUUGACUGCGCUUCAUAUCCCUCAGUUAGCAGUGGAUUAUGUGAAAAUCACAAUUGUAUCCCUCAGUUCAGCAUCAUGGAGGAGACAUGAAACAAUUGUAUCCCGAUUUUAUUCCUGGUUUUUUGAAGGGAAAGGGGGUAUUUAAGGUAUUUCACAGGCAGGUGAUUUGGCAAAAAAGGAAAUCCUUGAUGAGGUUGUAUCAGAUUACGUAGUUUGCAAUUGUUACCAUAAAUGGAAAGUGUCUGCAUGGUUUUGAGCAAAAUAGAUUAAUUUUUUUUAAUGGAAAUUAUGUAGCGGUGGUUGAAUGAGUUGUCAGCUUCUGUGAUCGCAUUGCAAUUUUCCCAUUGUUGUCGUUCUCUCUUAUCCAUUUGACAGAGGGGAUCGAUUAGGAUUUCCUUGUAACUUUUGAUAAAAAUUUCCCAUAUUCCUUGUUCUACAGAUCCGCUUUUUCAGCAUUUGUGAACACUAACUUACACUUCGUUGAUUCCUCGGAAAGUUAGCAACCAUGCAAGAUAAUAAACGAACCGUCUUUAAAAUGGUUCGUUUGUUCAUUAAAAUCUGAUUUAAUUGAUUACUGGUUGUUUUAGUUACUCGAAUGCAUUUUGGAGUUUUUUUUUUUUGUUUUUUUCUUUCUCUGAUGCGUUUGUCCUCUAUCUUCUUUAGAGCUUCAACAUCUGAGGAACAGCUUACCUGACCAAGUUGUUGUUCAGCGCAUCGAUGAGAGGCUUUCCGCAUUGGGCAAUUGCAUUGCUUGCAAUGACCACGUUGCACUCGCUCAUACUGAUCUGGACAGGGUACGAUUUCUUUUCUUUUCUUUUCUUUUCUUUUCAAUAAGAUGCGCUUAUUUUGGGUUUUUUUUCUUAUCUUAUGUAAUAUAAUAUUGUAUUAUGUUUUCAAUAAAAUGCACUUAUUUUGGGUUCUUGUUCUGGGAGAAAGAAAGAUGACGAUAUUCCUCUUUAUUUAUUUAUCUGGAGCUCAUGGUGUUAAGUUAAUUAUUUUUUAUGCGGGAUUCAAUCAUCGAUGAAAUUAUGAAAAAUGCCAUAAAUACAAGUAUCCUGGUAAUUUAUUGAAAAGAAAAUAAUUUCUUUUCAAUAAUAUGCACUUAUUCUUCUGUAGCAUCCAUUGCUCUUCCUCAAGCCUCCUUCCUUCCCCUUUCCUGUUCCUCGUCACUACCAGGAAACUGAGGAGCUCAUCGCCGAUGUCCUGGGAGUGGAAGUCUUCAGGCAAACCAUCGCCGGGAACAUCCUCGUUGGCAGCUACUGCGUGAUCUCCAACCGGGGCGGCCUGGUAAUGUCAUCCGAUUCUAGAGAGAGGGAGACCCAUUUCUCUCUCUUCGCUGACCCCUAACUGCUUCUCCGCAGGUGCACCCUCACACCUCGAUUGAAGAUCUCGACGAGCUCUCCACGCUCCUCCAGGUGCCACUGGUCGCCGGGACUGUCAACAGGGGAAGCGAGGUCAUCGCAGCUGGGUUGACUGUCAACGAUUGGACGGCCUUCUGUGGGUCUGACACAACGGCCACCGAGCUCUCGGUCAUUGAGAGCGUCUUCAAGCUACGAGAGGCGCAGCCCAGCGCCAUUGUUGAUGAGAUGAGGAAGUCUCUCAUUGACACCUACGUUUGA
Messenger RNA from Spirodela intermedia, 2843 nucleotides. NCBI's taxonomy places the organism in Eukaryota, Viridiplantae, Streptophyta, Magnoliopsida, Alismatales, Araceae. The record is from the annotation of a GenBank genome assembly.